AUGGACACGCAGGGGCCUCUCCUGGAGCCGACCAUGUUUCACUUCAUCAGUGAUAUGAUCUGCGAGGCGCCUCCGCGCUCCGUCUUUGGAGGUGCAGAAGGCCUGGACACAUCACCACUCACUUACCACGUGGACUAUCACGGAGCACGUGAAGAGCUCACCUCCGCCAUGAACGGGUUCGACUGCCCAGGUGCGCGCGCAGGUGAAAACGGCGUCCGGAAAGCGCCGAAGCGGAAGCGCGUGAUCACGAGCGUGCAGCGGCGAGCCGCCAACAUCCGCGAGCGCAGAAGGAUGUUCAGCCUGAACGAGGCUUUCGAUGAACUCCGGAGGAAAGUGCCGACCUUCGCCUACGAGAAGAGGCUGUCGAGGAUCGAAACCCUGCGCCUUGCCAUCGUCUACAUCUCCUUCAUGACGGAAUUACUGGGGAAAUGA
This is a messenger RNA of Neoarius graeffei (lesser salmon catfish), 432 nucleotides long. It is a transcript of the gene ferd3l, whose product is annotated as fer3-like protein. Bases 1 to 432 code for a protein of 143 amino acids. The transcript has a single exon. Gene Ontology annotation, biological process: developmental process; regulation of transcription by RNA polymerase II. Lineage: Eukaryota; Metazoa; Chordata; Actinopteri; Siluriformes; Ariidae. Gene Ontology annotation, molecular function: DNA-binding transcription factor activity, RNA polymerase II-specific; RNA polymerase II transcription regulatory region sequence-specific DNA binding; protein dimerization activity. The record is from RefSeq and is a predicted model, not a curated record.